This is a messenger RNA of Racocetra fulgida, 615 nucleotides long. Lineage: Eukaryota; Fungi; Glomeromycota; Glomeromycetes; Diversisporales; Gigasporaceae. The record is from the annotation of a GenBank genome assembly.
AUGGAAAAAUGGCAAGAAAAAAGAGCUAAAGUUCAUGAAACCAGGUCAAAAGCCAUGCUUGAUGUCAUAAACUGGGCAGAAGUUACAGAAAAAGAACUAACAACAGGUGAACCAUCUAAUACAGCAGACUUAGCAAAAGCUCCUCUUUUGAAUGUGAUAAUAAUGGAAGAAGGUUCUGGAAAAUUUUAUGACAAGUCAGGUGACAUUUCACAUUCACAUGAUGAUAGACAAAUGGAUAAGGUUUCAGAUAAGGAAUCUGAAAAUACAGUACCUGUGACUGAUGAAAUUCUUCUUAAUCAAAACCUUUAUCCUAACAAAAUACAAACUGAUAGGAAUGUAAACGUUAAUGUACAACUUGAAGCAGAAGUAGAAAAUACAGAAAUGGAGGUAGUAUCAAUACACUUUACAAAAAAAGGUUACAAAGAAAAUUUAGAACCUGUACUAGAUACAGAGGAAGAUACAAUGAUGGCAGAUGUAACAAACAACACUGAUUCAAUAGAUGGAAAUAAUACAAAUAUUAUGGAGUAUGAAAAGAUAGAAACUUUUCAAAAAACACAUCAAAAUUUGACUGAAGAUGGGUUUACUAUAGUAUCGAAAAAAAAGAAAAAGAACUAA